GGUAAGGACACAACGCUCCCCACUCAUCGCUCGCUCGCUCCCUCCCUUCCCCGGCAUCUUCACUCAGACAUUUCAGCUCUGCCUCUUCCCCCGGUGUCUCUCUGUUGUCCUCGCUGAAGAUCACACACACACAGAGAGAGAGCGAGAGAGAAUAGCGCUGUACGUGGCUCCCGUGCGCUCCUGCCAAAUAACCCGUGGAGCAUCUGUUGGAAAGGUUUCAAACCUUCACUCAGGAAUUCCACACGUACUGCGUCUGCGAGAAGAUUUUUCGCACAACAAUCUCGUCCGAGCUCCAGGUUCCAGAAUGUGACGGGAGCAAGGGGGCCAAGAAACGUGCGUGGUGUGCGUCGGUGCGAGUCCGUGCCAGUCCGUGCGAGUCCGUGCGAGUCUGUGCGAGUCCGUGCGAGUCCGUGCGAGUCCGUGCGAGUCCGUGCGAGUCUGUGCGAGUCUGUGCGAGUCUGUGCGAGUCUGUGCGAGUCUGUGCGAGUCUGUGCGAGUCUGCGACUGGGCCCACCUCUCGCCGGUCCGGCACCGAGCGGCGUCCGUUGCACCCCAGCCAUCUUCGUCCAAAGUCCACCCCCACCGUGUCCCCACCAUGGACUGGACGGAGUCCAGCCUCAACUCUUCCUACCUCGUUGGCUCGGCCGAUUCGACGCCGCGGCCCGAGAACAAGAAGAUCUCGGAUGUCCGGCGGACGUUCUGCCUCUUCGUGACCUUUGACUUCCUCUUCGUCGGGCUCCUGUGGCUCACGGAGCUCAACGUUGACGGGGAGCUCAAGGACAAGUUAAUAAACGAAGUUGUGAACUACAGCUACCAGACUUCCCUCUUUGACAUCUUUUGCCUGGGGGCUGUUCGAUGCACCAUGCUGCUUCUGGCCUACGCGCUCUUCCGCCUCAAGCACUGGUGGAUGGUGGCGUUAACGACGUUCGUGUCGUCGGCGUUUCUGAUCGUCAAGGUCAUCAUCUCACAGCUGCUGAAGCAGGGCGCCCUGGGCUACGUGAUUCCCAUUGUGUCGUUCAUCCUCGUGUGGGUCGAGACCUGGUUCGUGGACUUCAAGGUUCUGCCGCAGGAGAUCAAGGAGGAGAACAGGCAACUACAAUCCCAACUGAGUGGUUCAGGCCAAGCACCCCUGAUCUACCCCCGCCCUCUCUCAGAUCCUCACUUCUACUCUCCUCCUUCCUCCUUGGCUGGUUCGGACGACGACUCUGACGAAGACGAAACGAAGAAGAACCUCACCUGGCGGGAGAAGGACUAUGUGCGGCAGGGCAAGAUAUCGAUGGAGGUGAUGAAGCAGACGCUGUCCCGGCAGGACCUCUGGUCGUUCGACAAGAAGAGCGAGUAUGGAGACGUGAUUUACAUCACGGACGUCACUGGCUACGGGCGAACCUACGUCCUCAAGGCCGUGCUGGAUGCCACCCCUGAGGCGGUGUUUGACGAAGUGGUCGUGAACAUCGAGGCGAUGCCGCAGUGGAACAAGGCCAUCACGGAGAGCCAGGUGCUGCAGCGGGUUGAGGAUCACACCUUCGUCACUUACGAGGUGGCUGCCAGCGCCGCGCGGGGCCUCAUCUCUCCCAGGGAUUUUGUGACCGUGCGGAGAGUGGAGAGGCGGCCGGAUCGCUUCAUAUCCUCGGGGAUGUCGACGACUCACGACGCCCGGCCGGUCCACGACGGCAUCGUACGUGGAGAGAACGGGGUCGGCGGUUUUGUCGUCGAUCGCAAUCGGCACAACCACGAGCAGAGCGUCCUGCACUGGAUCCUCAACACCGACCUCAAGGGCAAGCUGCCCGGCUACCUGGUGCAGCAGAGUCUGGCGGGCGUCAUGCUCGACUUCGCCGAAAACCUGCGCAAGAGGCUGCGCGGCAUGCGGCCGGCGGUCUGAGGCCCGCCGCCGGGAUUCAAGGGACACGGCAGUGGGGAGGGGGGGGAGGCGUUCGGUUUAUUCGGCGUUCGGGACGGAGGGGAACCCGGGGACGUGAGGACGGCGACGGCGACUCGCGUCGCGGUCGGGGGGGGCAGACGGGGUGGCGUUGGCGGAAGACCGAGAGAUCGGAACGGGUGGAGGGGGGGGUGUAUUAGGACAGGGUGAUGCAGAGACGAGGUGGGUGGCUGGGAGACACAAGGAGAUUAUGGGGAGACAGACACCGGGGGACGAGGAUCUUGGAACUCUGGGGAUGAGGAUGAAAGGAA
Messenger RNA from Lethenteron reissneri (Far Eastern brook lamprey), 2187 nucleotides. RefSeq names its product stAR-related lipid transfer protein 3-like. Gene Ontology annotation, molecular function: cholesterol binding. Gene Ontology annotation, cellular component: endoplasmic reticulum membrane; lysosomal membrane; late endosome membrane. Lineage: Eukaryota; Metazoa; Chordata; Hyperoartia; Petromyzontiformes; Petromyzontidae. Gene Ontology annotation, biological process: cholesterol transport. The record is from RefSeq and is a predicted model, not a curated record.